AUGGCGCCUACCAAAGGAUCGUCAAAAGGCCCCUCUAAGGGCUCUUCUUCCAAGGGUUCUUCAUCUGGUGGCUCCAAAGGCUCUAAAGGCUCUAAGCCUCUCUCAUCUUCUUCGCGUGUGAGCAAAUCUAAGAACGUCAAGCGUCCCCCGCCGAAAGAAGUCAAGUCUAAGGCGCGCACCGCUCCCGAGAACCUACAAAAGAAGAAGAAGCGGGUGUAUACCGAGGCAGAGUUGAAUUUGCCCAAGUUGAAUACGAUUACACCCGUUGGAGUUGUGAAGCCCAAGGGCAAGAAGAAGGGAAAGACUUUCGUCGAUGAUCAGGAGGGUAUGAUGACCAUCCUUGCUAUGGUCAAUGCCGAAAAGGAAGGCCAGAUUGAGUCCAAGAUGAUGAAGGCACGUCAACUAGAGGAGAUUCGAGAUGCCAGAAAGAAGGAAAUGGAAGCACGAGCUUCAGAGAAGAAGUCUAAGCUUGAAGCAGUCAAGGAUGGUCUUCGAGGUAAGAAGAAGGGCAAGAACGGCGCUGACAAGCCGGCCUCAUCUUCGUCAUCCAGCUCCAAAUCAUCGAAGCCCAAGCGGAAAAGUGUUUCAUUUGCUUAA
Messenger RNA from Penicillium taxi, 597 nucleotides. The transcript is spliced from 2 exons. Gene Ontology annotation, biological process: intracellular mRNA localization; ribosomal large subunit biogenesis. NCBI's taxonomy places the organism in Eukaryota, Fungi, Ascomycota, Eurotiomycetes, Eurotiales, Aspergillaceae. Gene Ontology annotation, molecular function: mRNA binding. The record is from RefSeq and is a predicted model, not a curated record. Gene Ontology annotation, cellular component: nucleolus; preribosome, large subunit precursor. The coding region runs from base 1 to 597 and encodes 198 amino acids.